AGUCCCAGGACUUUAGGGGGAAAAAACUCCCCAAACUUCACAACCCACCUUCCCUCCAACCUCGGCCCCUCCCAGUUCCCCAGCACCCACAGCUUCCUGGUCCCAGUUGCAGCCAUGGCUGAAGAACAGGCACAGGUUGAGUUGUUCGUCAAGGCUGGCAGUGAUGGUGCCAAGAUUGGGAACUGCCCCUUCUCCCAAAGACUUUUCAUGGUGCUCUGGCUUAAGGGUGUCACCUUCAAUGUCACCACUGUAGACACCAAAAGGAGAACAGAAACAGUACAGAAGUUGUGUCCUGGAGGUCAGCUUCCAUUUUUACUGUAUGGCACAGAAGUGCACACAGACACUAACAAGAUUGAAGAGUUUCUGGAGGCAGUGCUGAGCCCCCCUAGGUAUCCCAAGUUGGCAGCUAAGAACCCAGAAUCCAACACAGCUGGCCUGGAUGUCUUUGCCAAAUUUUCUGCCUAUAUCAAGAAUUCAAACCCAGCACUCAAUGCGAACCUGGAGAAAGGGUUGUUGAAAGCACUGAAAGUUCUGGACAACUAUCUGAUAUCACCACUUCCUGAGGAAAUUGAUGAGACCAGUGCAGAAGAUGAGGGUGUUUCCCACAGAAAGUUUCUGGAUGGUGAUGAGCUCACAUUGGCUGAUUGCAACCUGCUGCCCAAGCUCCACAUUGUACAGGUUGUAUGUAAGAAAUAUCGGGGAUUUUCUAUCCCAGAAGAGUUCAGAGGGUUGCAAAGAUACCUACGUAAUGCUUAUGCCAGAGAAGAGUUUGCCUCUACUUGUCCAGAUGCAGAGGAGAUUGAGCUGGCCUAUGAGCUAGUAGCCAAAGCCCUAAAGUAACCAUGGACAGAGCUUCUUUCCUUCCCUACCCCACUCCUGCUUUCACAAAUGGCUUGACAGAACCACUCCAUGGAAUUGGUUUAGAGAUGGCUGCCCAAUGAACACACUUCAAAAUAGCCACUGGACAGUGAAUUUUGAAAUAAAGUAUAGAUGGGCAGAGAAGGUUGUUGGGGGUAGGACGAGAAGGAAAAUGAGUGGUAUUUUGUUUUUUUGAAGGGGAUAGGAUGAAAAUGUAUUUCAUUAAUAAAACAGAAGCAAAAUAUAAAA
Messenger RNA from Monodelphis domestica (gray short-tailed opossum), 1107 nucleotides. RefSeq names its product chloride intracellular channel protein 1. NCBI's taxonomy places the organism in Eukaryota, Metazoa, Chordata, Mammalia, Didelphimorphia, Didelphidae. The record is from RefSeq and is a predicted model, not a curated record.